AUGUGGCGAGAGUACGUGAAGAUGGAGUUGGGUUUCGUGGAGAGCCUGCGAAGGCGGUGGGGAGUUCUGGGGAUCGACGUGGAGGAUACCAAGGGCAAGGGCAAGCAACGAGCGCGGGAAGCGGAUGAAGACGAAGAGAUGGAGGUGGAGAAGAUACAGGUGGACGCGGAGGACGAGGGCGACGAAGGCGAGGCUGCGCGUAGGCAAAUCAUGCAGGGUGCCAUCGUCAAGUCCGUCAUGUCGAGCGCUGCGAAAGCUUUGCCAAAGAUCGAGCUCUUCAUUUCUUUGCAGGACUUGCUGGCGACGUAUCCAUGCCCCGCUUCGCUGCGAGAUACGCUUUUGGAUCACCUCUUCACUUUGUUGCAUGAAACGCUACCCGCAGAUCCUGCCGCCAUAAGGCUAUUCGCGACGAGACGUCUUUUGCCUGACCUCGAGGGCGAAGCAUUGGUGGAUACGCUAAAGGACGCAAAUGAGCGGCUUUCCAGUGCUGUGCGAGAUCAAAAUGCAGCAGACGAGCGGCUCGCAUCGGCAUAUGCGAGCUUCGUGCGGGACUGGUGUCAGAAAGACAUCGAUGACAGCCUGAAAGGGUACCUCAUCACAUCGCUACAGCUCCUGGCACAAAGGAAAUCGGCCACCCCUUCGCCCGCACUUCUGGCGGAAACAAUAACCCUGCUCACGGCAUAUCAAGACAGCCUCCACGAGUAUCUCCCGCCUACAAGCAACACGCCUGAACGGGUCCUUCGGUUAGCUCGAAAGUUUACCGGUAAGGACAACACAAAGCACUCGGCGCAAGUAUGGCUUGCGCGCCUCGACGCGGAGAAACAAUUCGCGACAGGCGAGGAUGCGAAACGUGCGUGGGACGAGGCCCGGGGAGUCGUCGUGGGCACAGGGACAGACACCGUAUGGCUCUGGGGGCUAGACCCCGAGCCAGACUGGGAAACCACAAACGGGCGCGGGACCGGCAGUAUGGAGACGGAGGUGGGAGAGCGUGUUCGGCUGCUUGAGCGGCUUCUGGGAGAAGGCCACCGCAUGCAGGACGCGACGGCGUGGUCUGCGGUGCAGGAAACGCUACUGAUGCGGUACGCGAAGGCAACUGACAUCGAGCUCAAGAUCAGACUCAGGCUCGAGACGGUCGAGGAAGGCGAGGUACCGCCGGCUGGAAUUCGCAAGAGAAAGCGGGCGCGCGGGGAUACCGGGUCAGACGCACGAUCACCAUCGAUGGCAUAUGUGGACGCGCGGGCGGCCCGCGUGCGCCACGUCGGGGCAGCGUAUUUGAUGACAGCGCGCGUGUGGCGGGAGGUCUUCGCGCAGGAGGAGGCGGCUUCGGAGGAGGUGCCCGCGUGCUCAGGACGCGUCCUCGAGACGAUCUUCGAACAGUGGCGGCGCAAGGACGGCGUUCACGCGACCAUCGCCUGGGCGCGGUGGCUGCUCGCACAUGGGAAGGCGAAGGCGGCGACUGACAUUGUCAUGCGUGCGCGAAGCUCGCUCUCAGACGUCGAGAGAAUAGAGCUCGAGCAUCUCUGGAAGAAAGAAGUGGAUGAGGACGUCGAGGCCACAUCCAGAGACGAUCUCGAGAUGGACCCCCGGGUAUCCCUGUAA
Fomitopsis serialis is the source of this 1599-nucleotide messenger RNA. RefSeq lists its product as uncharacterized. Bases 1 to 1599 code for a protein of 532 amino acids. The transcript has 4 exons. The record is from RefSeq and is a predicted model, not a curated record. Lineage: Eukaryota; Fungi; Basidiomycota; Agaricomycetes; Polyporales; Fomitopsidaceae.